Astrephomene gubernaculifera is the source of this 5316-nucleotide messenger RNA. The record is from the annotation of a GenBank genome assembly. Lineage: Eukaryota; Viridiplantae; Chlorophyta; Chlorophyceae; Chlamydomonadales; Astrephomenaceae.
CAUGAUUUCACCACUACUGAAAGCCCAAAUGGACGAACGUACUGCUGGGCUUUCAUGUGUCAGCCGCAGUUCUCGCCCUGUGCCUUUCCAUCCUGUUAUAUAUUUCAACUUCAAUCUUGAUUAGAUGCACAUUUAACUGCGUUCCUCACAAGUUACCGAAAAGAGCUCGUAAAGAGCUCGUUAGUAAUUUGCUAAGAUUCGUUACCAGACUGGGCUACGAAGUUACUCCGAUCCCUGCAAAGUCUAUGUACGCAUAUCACAAAUGUGUAUUUAACAUCCUACAACUGCUUUUAGCAUUGCUUUUCGAGGGCCUCGCCUACAGUAUCUCUAGUCACCUUCCUUGUAGGGAUGCGCAGUAUGCAAUUUGUUGAGCUAUACAAUCAGGAUUCCGUACACAUGGUUAUAGCUCUGGACUAAUAUCCUUUAAACACCUCUGGAGGAGGAAAGGGUCCAAGCGUCUCGUGCGCAAGCGGUUGGUUUGCACAACUCCAGCGACCCUCGGCCGUUGCUGUGAGCAGGGGCACAAGCAAUUUCGCGUUGUUGGUUCUCUUGGCUGCCUCGGGCAUCCUUCCUAUCCAUUUCAUUCUGGUUAGGCUACAUCCUACUUCAGUCUCAGACUUAUCGCGCUGCAGCCGGCGGGCCAGGGCCCGGCGCAUAGGCACUGGCCCAUGCUCGACGCCGAAAGCGCCUGCCUUUCACUGAGGCCGGCUACCGGCGCACACCUCUCAUAACGGCACAUGGCGGCGUCUUUGGCGCAAACUAUCGCGCAGCAAAGGAGCAUCGGUGGCAGUCACUAUCUCGUCCAUGGCUCCAACGAUUUGCAGGAAGCCCCGUCCCUGGGGCCUCGCAAUGAACCACAACUGCGCGUCGGAAGCAGCGUGCACGCUUGCUUGGUCGAAUCUAGCAGCCUCUGUAACGAGUCAACGGUAAACCUAGGUCCCCUUCCAUCCCAACAACCCAACAACGACCGCGUCCCAUGCAGCUGUGCGGGCGACGCUGCCCUCCUGCCCGACUCCCUCCCAUCUCACCUCUGCCGCUGCAACAGCGGAAACCACGUCAACCCCUCGCGUUCAGAGACGUCGGGGCUCGCGCCCGGGUCGGAAGGGAGCGGUGCGGACGUGCGAUUGGCAGCGGCGGCCGGGGCGGCUUGGGAGCAGCAGCAGCGGCAGGACGCUGGCAGGGCGGGAGCAGCAGCGGCAGAGGGAGGGAGACAGCAGCGGUUUCAGGACGGGGAGCGUCCUAGCCAAAGGUCUACGGCGGAUAGGGCAGCGGGGGAAAGUACGGCGGUAUUGGGACCCGCAGCUGCUGCUGGGGCUGCGGCUGGCACCUCCUCCGGGGAAGUGGGGAGCCGCGGUCGCUGUCCGGGAAUUGCCCGACACGGCGCCACGGAGGGAGCGGAGUCCGCUUGGAUGAGGGAGGACAAGCAGCAGGUGCAGCUGCAGCCAUUGCGGCGGCAGCAGCGGCAGCAACAGCAGCAGCUGGAAGGGGGUUGUGGAGCCACGAACGGGGAUGCGUUGCCAGCUAACGGCAUGCCCGCAGCACCCAUGGGCCUUGACCUCCCUUCCCGGAAUCCCUCGUCGUCAUCUCAGCAGCAGCAGCAUCACCAUUACCAUCGCCACCACCAUGCUAGCCUGCAAGCUAACCAACAACAAGAAGUGGAGCAGCAACGGCACCACCAGCAGCAGCAGCAGCAGCAACUGGGGCGACGACAAACAGAGCCGCAGCAGCAGCGGCAUGACGAGUCUGGGGCCCAGCCGGCGGCACCAAUAGCCCACCCGCAUCCGGACACGUCCAACCGCAAUCAAACCCAAGUUAGCAGCGGCCGCCGCCGCGACGGCGCCGGCAGCACUGCCACCGCCAGUAGCAUUGGCAGUAACGGGAACAGCAACAGCCGUAGCCGUAGCCGGGCCGGCAGCAGCAUCAGCAGCCGCCACUCCAGUGGCCGAAGCCUCCUGGUUGCUUCCCGCACCGACCUUUCCUCUGCUCCCGGCUCCCAAACCUUCCAAAGCCCUAAGCUGACCGAGGCAGGCGGCAGCAGCUGCAGCAACAGCGUCAUGCCACAAGGAGCUCCUAGCUCUCUCCUCACCGCCUCCUCCACCACAAUCACAACCGUAGCGGGUAAUACCGUUAGUGCCGUUGACAUCAUGUUGAACACUGCUACAACCACCGCAGCAACAACGGCCAACAGCGCCACUACCGCUACCACCACGCCCACAGCCUGCAUCACCAGCGGCCACGGCGACAGCGGUUUCAACAGCACCACCAGCAGCUUCCAGGGCGCUGCGGCGGCGGCUGCUGCUACUGCUGCUAACAACCCCCUCGUCGCCGCCACGACAGACCUCCGAACCGCUCGUUCACUCCCCGCACGACUCCAAAUCGCCUCCAAAUCCGACAGCUCCGCCCUAGAGUCCAUAUCCGCCGCCGCCGCCGCAGGCGUCGCCAUUGCCCCCUCCGCCAACCGCUUCCCUCUCCGUGCCCCGGGUAUCUUCAGCAGCAAAAGCGCGGGCAGCGCCCUCACGACCGCUCCCGGGGGUUCCGGCGGUUCCGGCAUCGGCCUGGGAGGAGGUCUGACCGCAGCUACAUCCGCAGCAGCAGCACUACAUGGAGGAGCAGCAGGAGGAGGAGGAGGAGGCCUCUUCAACCGCACCUCGCUCAGCACCACACCCUCUCCCUCCACCGCCUCUCCGGUGUAUGAAAACGAACCCGCGCUGCGUAUGAUCUCAUGCACCCUGCGCGCGUCCAACAUCUCGCGCCCGCCGGGUUCCCGCGCCCGAGGCCGCGUGUGCACACCCGAGGAGCUAAGUAAGAAGCUCCUUGCGGAAUCGGGCGGUGCUGCGACCAAGGUGCUGCUUACCAGGGCUGCAGGGGGGCUGGCGGAUCUGCCGCCGCCGCCGCCCAAGGCACCCUGGGGCUCCUUCCCGCCCAUUGCGGAAGACGAAGCGGCGCAACAGCAGCAGCAGCAACAGCUGCAUGGUGGUGGUUAUGGAGGGGGAGAGGGGGCAGGGCAUGGGGAGGGGGUGCUGUUGCGUCGGGUGAAGACGUGUGGGUGCGUGAUAUCGUGAUGGGAUGGUGGUGGUGUUGAUAAUUGAUGAUGAUGAAAGCCUGGGGUUGGAUUGCCGUACACAUGGGUUAGGACCGUAUAUGUGAGGGAACCAAGCGGAAGUGGGUGUGGGGGGUAGGGGGUUGCUGUACCGUGCGUUGAAGGGGGUGGGGUUAAGGAGGGCAUGAGGGCGAAGGAAGGAGAUCCAAGAAAGCCCGUGGCUUGUGGGGUGGGGGUAAUGUGUUUUUGAUGCGGCUGCGGCUGUAGAGGAUGUUACAGAAGCAAGUGGGGGUGUGUCUAUUGUCCGGAUGUUUUUUUGAUGUACGACUACAAAGAAGGCGUGAUUGGUGAAGGCGCUGUCUUUAGGUUUCGUCUCACACGAAGAACGUUUGGCUUCGACGCCUUCGAGGUGUGGCGGGGGGGGGGGCUGGAUUCCGUUGAAACGUGGGAGCCGCUGGUUGCAUGCCGCCUGCCAGCAUGCGCAGCGUGUUCAUGCUGGGAUCCAUCGCCUGUUGGUUGGGCCGUUGCUUGUUGGGGCCGUUACCUGGGGACCGGUGCGGGGGAGGAUGAGAGGUGUAUGUAGGGGGCCGAGAGAGGUUUGUGGGCUAGACAGGGCCGCUGUUGAAGAUGCGCGUAGGGCUGCUGUGCAAAAGGGAAAGUUAAAAAGAAGAGCAACAAGGAAAAGAAGAUAGCGAACGAGCUCGGAGGUAGGAUGACGGGAGUAGCGGUGUGAGCAUGUGGCCUUGGAAGAAGCCGUGGGUUACGGCCCUAGUCGGAUUGGCUAGGGACAGGUAGAGGAGCCAACAAGGAGGAAGGGAGGCGGCGGAUGGCAGCUGCUUGAGGCUUUGGUUUGCUUUGACGCGCCUGGGCAGUGAUACUGCUGUUGCGUUGUUGCGGGCUGGUAGCGUUGUUUUCGGACCCCAGGCUGCUCUCCUCAACGAGAGCACACGAGAGCAUUCAUACUGGCGAAGGGUACCUGUUAUGCGGUCAAGUUCGGAUUCAUGUGUGUGAGGAGUCUGGUAAGGAGGCCAGUGUGUGGAGCCAGGUGGUUGGAGUCAGGUGGUUGGAGGUGAGCUCAGGUGAGGAGGUGAGCUUGUAGACGCGAGGGGAGCGAGACGGCAUGUGUGCGCCGUGUGCCUCCUCUCGAUCGACCGCGUGUGCGUGCCUGUACCGGUUACUGCACGUGCAAGCGUGCGUGUUUGGUUGUGUGGGAGGUAUAGGGCUUAGGGGAGGAGAAACUAGCAACUGGGGACCCAGAUCCAGCUUCUUUAUCAGGAAGGGUCGUCAGGAGCACACCCGGCGGUAGCGGUAGCGGUGGCUGGCGCGGGCGGUUUUGGUGGGUGUGAAGAAUUUGGGUUGUCCUUGUUGUUGUUGGUGGUGGUGGUGGUGGGGUUGCGAUGGAUGGAGUUGUGCGGACUGCAGUAGACACGUAUCGUUAGUUGGAUGGGAGGGUUCAUGCCAAUGGAUGUCAUGGCAGCGUUCCCAUUGCUCCCAUUGAAGUUGGCGGCGCUUCAAAGGGAAAGGGAAGGGGUUCUUGUUGAGUAUAAGGCUAGUCUCCGGAUUUUGCGGAUCUCGUGAGUUCUUAUGAAGAGAUUCUUGAAUAGACUUGAUUCCCCCUGGUGGGUUUAUGGAUUGGGUAGUUGUUUCAGCCAAUUGGAUUCAUGGUUUGUACGUUUGCGAAUAUGCGUCAUUGGGCCCCUUAGGACAGUUGGCGGUAUGCCGGAAAGGAUGAAGCUUUACCCCAACGCCUGAUCCGUUUGGUUUCCCUUCCAACGAAAUGCUUCCUGUGGCCUUUGACGUUCACUUAUGGUCGCGAUUUGGGUUCAUUUAGCACGCAGGAGACUCAAUAGUCACCUUAACGUUUGGGGUGCGUCGUUUGAGCUCGACUGACCCAUGGGUCACUGCACCAGGGCAGGUUUAUUGUUGUCGUAGGAUAUGGAACGUACGACGAUCGCGUAGCAGGAGGGAAGCUUGGGGGUUGCAGAAUGCGCAACUUUGGAACAGGAGGACGUUGGUUUAACGAGGUUUUUGUGCAUACUUGCAGCGUCGAACUCGACGCACGUUUUCUUAUCAAGGCCACCGAAAACGCAAUUGCUUGCUCUGGGUAUGCAAUCGUAGCGACGUAGAGUGUGUUAUUGCGUGUGUAUGUUAUUUUGAGAAAAAUAAUUACGGAAUGUCGUACGUUCUUUAACCCGUUGACCCGUACACCUGUAAACGUUUUAUGUCAUCGCAGGCCUGUUCAUAACCCGUUCAGGGCCAUGUAACAACGGUAUUGG